AGCACUCCCGAAGAUUUCCGAAGCUUUGCCCCUUUGCCCACUCGGUGCGGGACAUUUGAAAGAUGCCGCGCGAAUGGCUAACUCCUCCGACAACGACAACUAUUCGAGAUGCGGCCUUGCAUCCACCAUAUAGACGAUAUUUUACUCACGCUUGUUUUCCCCAGUCUCCUUUGGACGAUUUUUCCAUUUUCACGGUGUGUCACCAACAAACUCGUUGGUCCCUAGCAACCAUUGAUGGGGGGCGGGCCCGCGCCACCCCCUGACCCCAUCCGACAGAGCAGCACCCCUCUGCAGUGCCCGGCGCAGCUAGCUGCACGAGUCGUGAUGCACACUAGACCGUUCGUGUGCAGGCGGUGGUAAAGUGCUGGAAUCAUACCGAGCCUGUUAUAAACGACAAGAUGUCACAGCCGAAGAAAAGUGCGAAGCGGGACCUACCGUACUGGGCUCCAAUCCACACGAAGGCCCACGAGGCAGUAGGGGACUACUUCAAAUCCAAGCUCGACGCGGAGCUACCCAGACAACGGCCGGUAUGGGACAAGCCGCGUACGAGUCCCGCCGCCGAGCUGGUGGCCGCGAGGAGGGACUUGGAGGUGUGCGCCAAGGAGCUGGCCUCCAAGCGGGAGUACCAGGCCGAGAUGAGGACCGAGAUGGACGCCAAGUGGGAGGACUUGCGCGAGAAAGAGCGCGACCUGCGCUCCGCCUUCAUCAAGUACAACAAGUUCAUCAAGGAGAACCACGAGAAGCGCGAGCGCGCGGAGCAGAAGGUGCGCGAGGAGGAGGCCACCCAAAAGAGGCGGGACGCCGAAAUCGAGAACCUGAAGAAGCGCGUCGAGGAGCUGGAGCACAUCAAGGAGACCAUGGAACAGCACGUCGGCGAGUACCGCAUCUACCAGGACUUCCUCCAGCGAGUGGUCGCCGAGUGCAAGGAGUUCACGAGCGUCCACGACAUCCUGGACCGAUACGACACGCUGGCGGCCACGCGCGCGCAGCUGGCCGACCGCCAGGACGCCGACCUGCACGCCCUGGAGGAGGCGCGGCGCGCCCUCAUGCAGCUCACCGAGGAGAAGUCCAAGGCCCUGAUGGGGCUCAACAACCAGCUGGCCGAGCUCUGGGUGCGCUACGACCAGACCAGGAUGCAGGACUUCCAGUGGGAGACGAGCCUCAGCCACAUCAAGGUCAAGGCGGCACAGAAGACGUGGGAGACGGGAGCGGUCCGCAUGAUGUGCUGGAACCUAUACCAGCAGCUGUGCUACUGCCGGGGGGAAGCCCCCACCCUGGCCGCGGACAAGAUCGAGGAGCAGCUGCUGUACAUCCAGAGGGCGUUCCUGCAGCUCCGCGCCAUCAAUAAGCUCGCCAGGCGUAACAUGGCGCGGGAGAACGCCAGCAUGCCGUCGAACACGCUCCCCGACGACAUUGUCGCGGGGACCAGCGUCCCAUUAAAUAAUAAAUGAUUUUU
Frankliniella occidentalis (western flower thrips) is the source of this 1456-nucleotide messenger RNA. Its product is annotated as coiled-coil domain-containing protein 42 homolog. The record is from RefSeq and is a predicted model, not a curated record. The transcript is spliced from 4 exons. The coding region runs from base 399 to 1451 and encodes 350 amino acids. Lineage: Eukaryota; Metazoa; Arthropoda; Insecta; Thysanoptera; Thripidae.